CGUCACCUGACUCCUUCUCCACCUAGUAUCUUUUUACCCAUUUCUGUGUAUUCGUUUACUGGGGACGCUGUGCGAGGUUUCAGUUUAUCCAUUCCACUCUCUAACUGCCAACUAUGCGCGAAUACAAACUAGUCGUCCUCGGUUCUGGUGGCGUUGGCAAAAGUGCUCUGACUGUGCAGUUUGUGCAGGGAAUCUUUGUGGAGAAAUAUGACCCCACCAUAGAGGACAGUUAUAGAAAGCAAGUAGAAGUGGAUGGUCAGCAAUGUAUGUUAGAAAUACUUGAUACUGCUGGAACGGAACAAUUUACAGCAAUGAGAGACCUGUACAUGAAGAAUGGACAAGGUUUUGUACUUGUCUACUCUAUCACAGCGCAGUCAACGUUUAAUGACCUACAAGAUUUAAGAGAACAGAUUCUUAGAGUAAAAGACACAGAUGACGUAAGUGUGAAUUUAGGUCACUGUUUCUCUUUCCAUCCAUUGCGGAAAUACUACGCAUUUCUUGAAUCAUCAGCCAAAGCCAAGAUCAACGUCAAUGAGAUCUUUUACGAUCUGGUACGCCAAAUAAACCGCAGGACACCAGACCAAAAGAAAAGAGGCAACAAGGGCAGCAGAAAGAAAAGCACCUGCCAACUCUUGUAGUUUUUUUAUAGUCUUCAGGUUUCUAGAGAAAAUUUUAGCAGAUCUGGGUUUAAUGUAGGACCAACAACCACAGAAUCACAAAUGUUUGAGAGACAUCGGUCUAGAAGAAUAUUGCAACUAUUUAUGAUGCACUUAUUUUCAGCACUUUUAUCAGGCUGUGGUGGAAUCUCUGUCUGUAAAUGCAUGACUUAGUUCAGUUAUUUUUAAUGAAAAACUCAAUACUAGCAUUGUUUUUAGUAGCUAACAUUUCUCCACCUUGCAUGUAUAUGCUGUUAACCGUCUGCAUUUAUUUCUGAUGAUUGACCUUCUGUGUUUUGUAUAAAUAUGAUGCAAUAAGAAUAUUUAAAGACGACAAAAACCCUGUGAUUGUGGUUUACAAUCAAUAGUCGUCAGUUUCGCAGGACAGAUCAUUAAGCUCAAUUUGUAAAUUGUGUAUUAUUUUUUAAAUUUAAAAAAAAAAAAAAAUGAACUACCAGUGCUUUUAUGUACAGUGUAGAAAACAGAAUCAAGUCAGGAAAUCGGGCAUCAAGUAAAUGUAUCAUGAUUUUAAUUUGGGUUAAUAGUAGUUAAAUUUUUCAACUGUGUGUGAACUUGUGCAAACUGCUAUCAUUUUAUUUUCAUGUACGAGCAGAGGAACAAUCAGAUGUGACAGACAUGCAAACUUUCAAAUAGAGGUCAACAGAGGUUUUCUUUUUAAAGAAAAAAAUAGUUAAUUUGUAAAAGUUCUCACUAGUAUUGUAUUUGUAAUAAACUUUACUUUUUUUUGAUAUUUAAAAUGCUAGUCAGUUUUAGUGUAGGCUUCCCACCAGAUGUUUACCACAAUUUAUGAUGUAUUUAACACCUUUAUCAAGCACUUUUAAUAUUGUAUAUAGAAAUUUGUUGCGGGGGCUUUCAAGCACUGCCGAUGGUUUUGAAACUGAUUCAGAGUUUGAGUUUGCGCAUAAAUUAAUUCCAGUAGAUUAUUCAAAAAUUUAAUUUGUAAAAACACAAGACGCACUGGUGGUGCUGGUUUCAUCUGCCAAAUACACAGAAAUGUCUUGUUUCUCCAUAUUUCUCUUUUAAUGUAAGUACCCCCAACACACCCUGCCACAGGGCUUAUAACAAUACCUCCCCUCCCCUGCCCUCUCCUCCCAUCCCAUCCCCUCCCCAAAUUACUUUGGAAAUUGAAACAUGACCAUGAAUGUUUACACAACGCGACUUUGCUACAAGUGGUUCGACUCAAACUUCGUGCUUGCAAGUAAAAGUACUAGAUUCCAUUCAUGCUAAUACACUGACCUAAAUCUAUGGAAAAUGUCGGCCACCUUUCCCACAAAGCAAACAUAUUUUAUAUAAAUUUAUUUUCAGUAAAACAAAUAACAGUAAUGAUGAUUUUGAAAAAAGUCUCGUGACAUGCUAGAAGAAAUGGAUGACGGGACAUCAACAACAUUACCUAUCUUUUCAUGAUCUAGUUUUACAAAUCUUUCAUUCAGUGUAGCAUGAGGUUUUUUUUUGUUUUGUUCUUAAAAAAUUCCUCCAAAAAUUGUAAUUGAAAGCUAUUAUUAUAUUAAAGUACUUACUUU
This is a messenger RNA of Saccoglossus kowalevskii, 2197 nucleotides long. Its product is annotated as ras-related protein Rap-1b. Gene Ontology annotation, cellular component: membrane. Gene Ontology annotation, molecular function: GTPase activity; GTP binding. Gene Ontology annotation, biological process: Rap protein signal transduction. The record is from RefSeq and is a predicted model, not a curated record. NCBI's taxonomy places the organism in Eukaryota, Metazoa, Hemichordata, Enteropneusta, Harrimaniidae.